Didymosphaeria variabile is the source of this 4065-nucleotide messenger RNA. RefSeq lists its product as uncharacterized. Gene Ontology annotation, molecular function: protein-folding chaperone binding. The transcript has 4 exons. Gene Ontology annotation, cellular component: cytoplasm. NCBI's taxonomy places the organism in Eukaryota, Fungi, Ascomycota, Dothideomycetes, Pleosporales, Didymosphaeriaceae. Bases 1 to 4065 code for a protein of 1354 amino acids. Gene Ontology annotation, biological process: positive regulation of TORC1 signaling. The record is from RefSeq and is a predicted model, not a curated record.
AUGGAAGCUGCUAUUAGAUGGUCUCCACAUGCGACUCAGCAUUCGCCGCGCUUCCUGAUCAUCGAUGUCGCGACAAACCGUCUGCGACUGUGCCAGGUUGAGAAGUAUGAAAAGAACAAAGUGAAGUACAAGCAGCUCUGUCUUCGCGACAAGCUACCCAACUACACGGCCUUCGAUUGGUCCAAGCGGGAUGAGGCUUUUGUAGGCAUUGGUUCCGCGUCGGGAGAAGCAACAAUCGUACAGAUCGAUCCAGACCGCCCGCAGGGAGAUUUCAUACAUUCGUUUCCUAUACGGCAUCAACGAAAGUGCAACUCGAUCGCUUUCAGCGCCAAGAACUACGUGGCUACCGGACUUGACAGAGUGCGGAACGACGUGUGCCUUAACAUCUAUGAUCUCAAUAACCCUAAUGCCACAUCCACUUCGGAGCCCUACAAGAAGUUAGCGAGCUCGGAGGCCAUUUCCAGUAUCAAGUUUUUUUCAAAUCAGCCGGAUACCCUUGUAACCGGUGUCUCUAGGCAAUGUAUUCGCAUCUACGAUCUUCGAGAUUCUUCAUCCUCGGGUGUUGCUCAGUACCCCACUCGACAGGUGCACAACAUUGCUAUCGACCCCUUAGACGAGAAUUACUUCGUCUCCGCUGGUACCACCGGUGACCCCACUGUCACUGUCUGGGAUCAGCGCUAUGUUAAGCAAAGAAGCAACGAUGACGGAGCGGUGCUCGACUUUCGACCCAUAGUCGACAACAGUCACUCUGCUACCAUAUGGAGCUUGCGAUAUUCCGGUACAAAGAAAGGAACAUUUGGUGUCUUGGCGAACUCGGGCGAAUUCAAGAUCAUCGAGCUCGCGCAGCAUUUGCAUCGCCCGGAACCUGACCAAUCGCUGAAAGCUGGACCACAUACCCAAGCUUGGGACUCGCAGCAUUACACAAAGGUAUCGCAUAAUCUGCGAUAUCCAUCCUAUGACGACCGGAGCGGCAAGCAAGACCAGAGUCGGGUCGUAGCAUACGACUUCAUAAGUCCUGGAAAUCCAUUUAGUGGACCCGCGGCACUAGCAUUCCACCCGAACAGGGACAUUUCAGUCUUGAGAGUACCUCCUCCAGCUCCUCGAAUCAGCAUGACUGCGCUGGAAGAAAUAUACAGAAAUCGCACGCCUAUUGCCAAGCCCAGUCGAAGAGAGGGCACCGUUGCAGAUGAUCUGAUCGAGCUGCAGAACCAAGCACUGAGCAAUAAACUCGAAAUCAGUCCAGAUCCGAGAGACACCCUUACCGGAAGGCUAGAUAGACUCAAUGUCGAAACCUCACAUCGGAGCAUACCGCUUGAAUCGGCAUCUCAUUCGAGCCAUCAGAUUCACCAAGACCUACUCACUCUUGCAUACCCCGCAGUAAAGCUACCCCUUGAUGAUCUUCUCAAAAGUAUGCAGACUCAAAAGCGUCGUUGUCAGGAAGGGUACAACCUCGAAUGCCGCAAGAACAAAGAUGUCGUAUCAAACGACCCCUGGCUCGUAGAUGCAUGGAAUCUAGUCGAGCGAAUGGAAAUACACGCUUCUAAUGAUGGUAUGGCUGCCAAAGAGGGUCUCGAUUUGGCAUAUUUGGGUGUCACCGAUAUCUGGGCCAAUGAGCUCACGAUGUACGAUCAACGGCAGGUCGAUCCUGAUGCCAAAACCUCCGAGAAAGUCUUCACAGACACUGUAACAGAGAUAUGCGAGAAGAAAGAGUUCCCGCCUUUCAUUGGUGUUGCCACUGAUCGUCCAGAUAAUCGUCAACUCUGUCUUUCUCUCUGCGGAUGGAAUCUCUCGAAGAAGGGUCUACGCGAGCGCUGUGGCUUACUGGUAGAUGAAGGACAAUACUAUAAAGCUAUCGUGCUCGCCGUAUUCCAGGGCUACAAAGAUGUUGCACUCGACAUCCUCAAGGAGACCAUACGAGCGAAGCAGAUCGAGAACGUUGGCCUCGGUGCAGUCAUUGCAUGCAACUCGGUCAACGAAGACCAGCGGCAUCUUUGCUCCUGGAUGGCUGACAUGACCGACGAACCCUACCUCAAAGGUCUUCUCGCAUAUUUCAUAAGCGGUGACUGGACCACUGUUGUCGAAAUGCAACAGCUCUCACUACCAGACCGUGUCGGUGUAGCUCUCAAAUACCUCCCCGACGAUAAACUCACCCACUUUCUCAAGCUCUGUACCCAAGAAACAGUCGCAUACGGCAACAUUGAAGGCCUACUCCUCACAGGUCUCACGAAUCGCGCAAUGGAUCUCUUCGAGCACUACAUUGCCAAGUUCGGCGAUCUUCAAUCCGCUGUCCUGCUCCUCUCCCGAGCAUGUCCGCUAUAUAUACAAGACCCGCGCUUCUCUCUUUGGAAAGAGAUCUAUCUCAAUCAGAUGCAGGUCUGGCGCAGCUUCCUCGAAAGAACACGCUAUAUCAAAGAACAUAAUUUGAAGAGUGUCUCGCGAGACGGUCUCGCAACUACGAAGCCUUCAUCUCCCUCCGUCUCCCUACGCUGCCAUAAUUGCCAGCAAAACCUCGCCCUCCGUCGCGACCCGAAGAGCUCCCGCUCCUACCUUAUGCCAACGACACCCUCCCAUCACCACCAACCCUCCACAUCGCGCCCGCUCCGCCCGCCAAAACCCAAAGGCAGCACGACCUCGCCCUCGCUCGCCUGUCCGAACUGCAACGCGCAGAUGCCGCGCUGCGGGCUGUGCAUGAUGUGGCUGGGCAGUCCCGAUCCGAGCAAAUUGGGCGCAGCGCAGACGCUGAAAGAGGAGGAUCUAGAAGCCAGACUGAUGAAUCUCAUUCAUCGGUUUGAAGACUUGAAGAAGUCUUUCAAUUUUCUUCUGCACCACCCAAACCUUGGCACGACCGCCGCGCCCUCUCCGCAACAGCCGCAGCUCACGGACACUUUGUCCCGCAUAUCAUACCUUAUCCGUGAAGGCAGCCUCGACGACGUGAUCGACUUUGUCACGAGCCCCCGCUUUGACGACCCCGCAUACCUUACCCUCCUCACAAUCGUCCUCGCUACUGUUUUUCUGACGAUGUCGUGGUUCUCUCGUGGUACUGGCGGCAGCGGCUGGGGCGGUCGCUUUUCACCUUUCGGGCGCAGUCAUACCAACACUGGAGAGGUAUCCGAUUCCGACUACUCAUAUAUCACCUCCGCCGAUCUGAAGAAAGAAGAGGGCCGCAAUCGUAGCUCGUCGCGGCCCGAGGUCGUCGACUGGGACGACCAGGAUCCGCAGCGCCAGACCGACGUUCUCGUCUUCAAGAAAGACGGCACAAAGUACCCUACACACUUCCCCGCGCAGAGCAUACGGGAUGGCGAUCUGAGGGUCAGCACUAUACGGCAGGCAGCUGCAAAGAAGCUGAAUAUCGACGAUCCGCGUCGGAUACGCCUAUUCCACAAGGGCAAGAACCUGAAGCACGAUGAGCGCACAGCGCGUGAGGAAGGUUUACGUGGUGAUGGUAGUGGCAGCGAGAUUCUUUGCUCGGUAGGCGAGACGGCCACGGGCAGCUUAGCACCUGGCGCAGAAGGUGGGGCACCACGAGCCUGGAGCGACGGCGAAGAUGAGGGAGAUGACACGGAGAGCGGUGUAGACUCUGGCGUCAACACGCCUGGUAAAAAGAAGAACAGGAAACGUGGUGGGAAGAAGAGCAAGAAGAAGAAUGCUCCUACAUCGGGCACCAGCACACCUGGGAUGGGCUACACGAACGCCGGACCGUCUGGCGCAGAGUACCUCCCCAUCCCUUCUCACGUCCCGGGUCCCCGCCCGACAUCGAAAUCGGCACCUGUCUCUGGUGCCGCAACACCUCAGUCUCCGCUGGGCAAGCUCGAUGCGCUAGCGUCCAAGUUCCACACCGAGUACGUCCCGCUGUGUGUCAAAUACAUGCAGAACCCACCCGAAGAGAAGGCUAAAAGGGAAUUUGAGUACAAGAAGCUGUCUGAGACGAUCAUGACUCAAAUCCUGCUGAAGCUAGAUGGCGUUGAGGUCGAGGGCGACCAAGAUGCUAGGAUGAGGCGGAAAGAGCUCGUGAAAGAGGUGCAAGGCAUGCUCAAUACGUUAGAUGGAACGAAGGAGGGAAAGUGA